AUGGCACCACUAUCAGAGGGGUCGGCUUCGCCCACCUCGCCAAACUUUGCAUCAAAUUCAGCAAGUGCUCGACUGUUAUCUGAAGAUUCUGAGCAAACUGUCGUUGCUGAAGAAGAAGAAGACUUUGUGGCACCGCCUCAUAAAGAAGAGAAAAAACUCCUCAUCACAGCAGAGCACAAGAUAGCGUUCUCCCAUUUUCUUGUAAGAUAUCUCUAGAACCAUGUCGAUGUAUAUAUUGACAGAUUUAAUAGCGUAUAUUUUCAUACUCAACUUUGAGUGAUAAAUUCGUUUUAUUUGCUGCUGCGAUUGCAUCAAUAUGUUCUGGGGUCACACUUCCACUUAUGAAUGUCGUGUUUGGUGAGGUUUACAUCAAUCAAAAUAUACUUGAUCGCUAAUUUGUUUUAGGUCAACUCGUUGGUGUAUUCGGUGAAUAUUAUAACCCCCAACUUGGCGAAACAAAAGCGAUGUUUCUUGCAGCCAUCAACCAAAAUGUGUAAGAUAUCUGACAAAUCUAGAAGAAUAAGAAGCUAACAGCUCAUAGGUUAUAUAUGUUAUAUCUGUUUAUUGCUAGGUUUGUGCUUGAUUACAUUGCCAUUGUAAAUGACCUGUCUAUAUAUCAUAGAUUUCCGUUGCUGACUAUUAUGUAGUUAGGAUUUCGUAUGGUAAGUAUCCGCGUAUCUGCGGCAAUACGGCUUGUUUACCUGAAGGCUCUCUUUGCCCAACCAAUUUCAACACUGGACAUCUUGCCACCCGGACAAACAGCAGCUAUCAUUACCAUCACCGCCAGUAUUCUACAAUCAGGCAUCUCCGAAAAGCUUUCCAUAUUUAUCCAAAGCACCACCCUUGUCAUCACGACUGUAAUCAUAGCGUUCCACUACAGCAUUAUUUUGACUUUAGUAACAAGCAUUGGAUUAAUAUUUAUUGUCGUAUUUUAUGUCAUGACAAUUCCUUACUUAGUGGAAACAUGGAAGCACGUUGAACAUGCUGAUAGGAUGUCUUCUUCGGUUGCGAGUGAGGCUUUUAGCGCUAUACGUAUGGUUGUGGCUUGUGGUGCUGAAGGGAAGAUGGCCAAAAAGUAUUCGGAGUGGGUUAAGGAGUCAAGAAGGAGGGGUAUAUUAAUGAGUCCUCUGGUUGCUAUUCAGCAGGCUCCUGGUAAGUGUAGUUCUCCAGCCUUUGGAGAACGGUUGACUAAUUUCUGCAUAGUUUAUUUUGCUAUCAAUGCGUGAGUUGCUCCUCUGUCCAUAAUUUACAACUGAAGUCUUUUUGCUGAUCUCAGUAGCACUUUCGCCCUUUCAUUUUGGGUCGCCAUAAGAAUGUAUGCAGGCUCCAUGAUAACGAGUGUCACCACUAUGGUAAUGUAGGUAGAACAUAAGAAUACCCCCUCUCAACACCGAAUACUAUCUGACUUAUGAUAGUGUAUUAUCAUCCGUUAUGUCAAUCACGGGGUCUAUCGGAUGCAUUUCAGCUCCAGUCACAGCAGCAGCCCAAGCAGCCGGAGCAGCAAGUAUCUUUUUCACCAUCAUAGAUGCGCCUCAACCCAAGACGGAAGGGUUGCAAGCCCCAGAUGUCUCAUCUCAGGAAGAUAUCGUUCUCGAGAAUGUAAAUUUCGCAUAUCCAAUAAGAGCAGAUGUCAAAGUUCUGGAUAACCUGAAUCUCCGCUUCCCUGCUGGAAAACAGACCGCCAUUGUUGGGGCAUCUGGCUCCGGUAAAAGUACCAUAGUUGGUCUCCUAGAAAGAUGGUAUGAACUUAACGGUAAUAUGACUGAUAAUAUAAUUGUUUGAACCCCUCCCCUGCCACAUGAAAUUCGGUAAUCUAACAUAACCAGACCCUCCAUUUUCGAAAUGGGACAAUAAAAGCCGGAGGCCAUAAUCUACAUGAUAUAGACCUCAAAUGGUGGCGCUCUCAAAUCGGUCUAGUACAACAGGAGCCAUUCUUAUUUAACGACACAAUAUACAAAAACAUCGAGUAUGGAUUGAUAGGAACUAAAUGGGAGCACGCUUCACGCGUCAAGAAGAGAAAAUUGGUGAAAAGAGCUUGCAAAGAGGCUUUCGCUGACGAAUUCAUUCGUCGUCUUCCUGAGGUACUUCCCCUCUUCCAGCCCCUCUUCUGUUGCCAAGCUGAACUGCCAUAGGCAUACAAUACCCUCGUAGGAAAUGCGGGUAUUAAACUGUCUGGCGGUCAACGUCAACGUCUUGCGAUCGCCCGCAGUAUAGUCAAGCAACCCAAAAUUCUUAUACUUGAUGAAGCAACAAGUGCUAUUGACGUGCGAGGUGAGAAAAUCGUUCAGAAAGCGCUUGAUAAAGUUUCCAAGGGAAGAACUACGAUUGUCAUUGCGCACCGGUUGAGUACUAUCAUGAAAGCAGACAAGAUUGUUGUACUUAAGAAAGGACAAGUUGUGCAGGAAGGGACGCACGCGGAGUUGAUGGCUCAGGAAGGUGGUGCUUAUUGGGUUUUGGCUGGAGCGCAAAAGGUACUUGGUGACACGAAUUUACUGGAUGAAAAUGGAGAGGGGAGUGGGAUGGGAGAUCUGAGUGAGAAGGGUGUAAUGAACGAGAUGAAUGAGAAGCAGGUCCAAGUGGAGGAGGAGGACGCCGAUAUUCAUGCUUUGAAUGCCAGGCAUAGUACUGAGCUUGAUGAAAUGGACUUUAAGGAUUUGGGUAAGAAAAGAAAAGGCUUGUUGGGGAGUUUUGAGCUUUUUCUGUGGGAGCAGAAACCUCAAUGGAUGUGGUAUGCGUUUAUGAUGGUGGGUGCACUUGGUGCUGGUGGCAAGUCUUCCCUUUCUCUUAUGUCCCAAUUACCAGAACGCUCGCUAGAGAUGAGCGACCGCUAAAGAUUGUUAUUCCAGGUACCUUUCCAGUGCAUGCAUUAUUGUUUGCAAAACUCAUGUCUUUAUUCAAUCUUCAAGGCGACUACCUCAUAAGUCAAUCAAACUUCUGGUGCGGCAUGUUUACACUUCUUGCACUCGGAACAGGAAUUAGCUACUAUAUCCUUGGCUGGUCAUCAAAUACCGUCUCUUUCGUGAGUAUCUCGCUCUGCUCCCUCUUAAUUUACUAAUUGAGUCACAGAAUAUCACCGCAACUUACCGACAGGAGUACUUCCAAAAUAUCCUUCAGAAACCAAUCUCCUACCACGACUUACCUGAUAAAAGUAUCGGCUCCCUUACUGCCCUAGUAGCCACGGAUCCAACUCUUUUACAACAACUACUGGGUUUAAACAUGGCAAUAGUAUGUAUCUCUAUCUUCAACAUCCUAGGCUGUAUCGCAAUAUCGUUGUACUUUGGCUGGAAACUCACAUUAGUCACCAUCCUCACUGCUAUGCCCAUCAUUCUCGCCGCUGGCUUUUUCCGUCUGAGGUAUGAAACGAAGGCGGAAGAGGCGAACCAGGAGGUUUUCAAAGAUAGUGCUAAGUUUGCAACCGAGAGUAUUGGAGCUAUGAGGACAGUAACUGCCUUAGGGUUGGAGGGCACCAUUUGUAGGCGGUAUGAGCGGCUACUCAGGGGACAUGCGGGAGACGCGUGGAAGAAGUCGAGGCUGAGUACGGCGAUUUUUGCGAUUAGUGAUAGUAUUAGUUUGCUUUGUAUGGCUUUUGUUUUGUGGUACGGGGGGCAGCUGCUUGCUGACUUCGAGUACACCCCUUUCAGUUAUUGUGAGUGACUCUUCCGCUUCGUGUUCUGAGCACCUUACUAAUGGCGAAAAUAGUGGUCGUGUACCUGGCUGUUGUUCAAGGAUCCACAAGUGCUGGUCAAUCGUUAAGUUUUGGGCCCAGUAUUUACUCCUCGUCCAUUUCAUUGAGCCUGUUCGCUAAUCCAAUUUCUAGACAUCGCCCAAGCAUUUGCCGCGGCCGAACGCAUUGAAAAGAUGAGAUCCCAUGAAGACGCAGGGAGUAUCGAGACUCCACUUGAGUUCGGUGAUACAGAAGACAACGAAAAAGGCAUCAGAGGAGUCAAGAUUGAACUGAAGGAUGUUUGGUCAGUAUAUCUAUCGAUAGAUUUUGAGGUGCAACAAAAUUGCUGACAUUUCUUGUUAGGUUCCAAUAUCCCACCCGAGAUGUUCCGGUCUUGAGGGGAUUAAAUAUGACUGUAGGUGGAUUUUAAUUAUCAACUUACAAACGUCUAAUUCUAUGUAGAUAGAGAAAGGUCAAUUUGCCGCCAUCGUAGGGCCAUCUGGCUGCGGGAAAACAAGUAUAAUUUCUCUCCUGGAAAGGUAAACCGGCACCCUCCGCCUCCCGUCUUAUAGUACAGCAGAAAUGGAAAAACGCUAACCCACCCCUUAAGAUUCUACGUCCCCCAGAAAGGCGAAAUUCUCUUCGAAUCUCGCCCACUUCCAACGAUAUUAAUAGCUCCAUAUCGUUCCCACCUUUCUCUCGUGUCUCAAGAACCCUCUCUCUUCACUGGAACUCUACGAUCUAACAUCCUUCUGGGAGUGCCUUCUUCUCCUUCCUCGCCCACCUCCAACUCCUUUCCAUAUUCGUCAGAACCAGAGCUUACACCACUAUUUGACCACAACCACGCAGAGACUCUUGAUGAAACUCUGGAGAAAGCAGCAAAGUUCGCUUCACUCCAUGAAUUCAUCUCUUCUUUACCAGAAGGAUAUGACACCCAAGUAGGAACAAACGGACUCGCAUUAUCUGGGGGACAGAAACAGAGAGUCAGUAUCGCCCGAGCUUUGGCUAGGGAUCCCCGGGUACUUUUGCUCGAUGAAGCGACUAGUAACUUGGACGGAGAGACAGAAAGGGAAGUUCAGAGUAUGCUUGAGGAAAGAGGGAAGGGACGGACGAUGGUAGUUGUCGCACAUAGAUUGGCGACUGUAAUGAGGGCCGAUGUCAUUUUUGUUGUCGUAGAUGGACGGGUUGUUGAGAAGGGGAGUCAUCAGGUCUUGCUUGGGAGACGAGGCGUUUACUGGGAGAUGGUAUGUGUUAUCUUCUCAUCUUUGCUUGUCUGAACUUUGGCUGACUGUUUUCGUGUAGUGCCAAGCUCAGGCUCUCGAUCAGUGA
Messenger RNA from Hymenoscyphus albidus, 4993 nucleotides. NCBI's taxonomy places the organism in Eukaryota, Fungi, Ascomycota, Leotiomycetes, Helotiales, Helotiaceae. The record is from the annotation of a GenBank genome assembly.